AUGAAGUGGAACAGCAUUACAGCCGCCCUCGGGCUGGCUGCCCCUGCGUCGGCAUUACUUCGCUUUGGUUGCGCCCGUCUAACAAUCCAGCGCCUGGACCCCCUAGUCACACCAGGACAGAACCCAUCACCGCAUCUUCACCAGAUCAUUGGAGGGGAUUCGUUCAACGUGUCCAUGGACCAUCCCAGCCAUGACCUGGUGAAACAAUCGAAAUGCACCAGCUGCCAGUUCACCGAGGACUUCUCCAACUACUGGACGGCCGUCCUGUACUUCCGCGCCAGGAACGGCACGUUUAAGCGUGUGCCCCAGAUUGCCCAAGCCGGCAUGGAGGGCACACAAGCCCAGGUUGUGUAUUACAUGUCUGACGCCCUGUUCGACACGGCCCAGCGCUCCAGCGUCACAGCAUUCAAGCCCGGGUUCCGCAUGUUGGUCGGCGACGCCUCGUACAAGACCCGCGACCAGGCGCGCGACUUCCGGCAGCUCACCUACACCUGCAUGGAGAACCAAGCGUCCCGCCAGCCCGAGAGCAUCGGGUUCCCGAAGACCCCCUGUAAACUCGGCAUCAUGGCCAACCACCGGUUCCCGACCUGCUGGGACGGCGUCAACCUGGACACGCCUAACCACCAGGACCACGUGGCGUACCCGGAGACGGGGACGUUCGAGUCGGGCGGGCCGUGCCCGGCGUCGCACCCGGUGCGGCUGCCGCAGAUCCUGCUGGAGACGGUGUGGGACACGUCGGCGUUCAACCGGGCCGAGGACUGGCCGGCCGACGGCAGCCAGCCGUUCGUGUGGUCCAACGGCGACUCGACGGGCUUCUCGUCCCACGCCGACUACGUCUUUGGCUGGCAGGACGACUCGCUCCAGCGCGCCAUGGACGCCCACACCUACGUCUCGGCGCCCAUGCUCAAGACCCAGAGUAUUGCCCAGCAAAAUAAGUGCGUCGCGAAGGAUAUGGUCCACGAAGACUUUGAUGGAUGGCUGAAAGAGCUGCCGGGUGGAAACACCAUCUUCUAG
Messenger RNA from Chaetomium globosum CBS 148.51, 1014 nucleotides. RefSeq lists its product as uncharacterized. Bases 1 to 1014 code for a protein of 337 amino acids. The record is from RefSeq and is a predicted model, not a curated record. The transcript is spliced from 4 exons. NCBI's taxonomy places the organism in Eukaryota, Fungi, Ascomycota, Sordariomycetes, Sordariales, Chaetomiaceae.